AUGAACAGGUCUGGGUACAUUGCCGCACGUUUUUGGUCACGGCUAAGUCCUUUGUCUUUUGGAAACUCUGUCUCACAAUCGAUCUUCAAGUUUAAUCGUCGUUCUUUUUCUUCAAUCAAAGAUGUUAUAGUGGACCCCAAAUCGGCUUCGGUGAAUGGAAAUGUUGAUAUCGUUAACUAUAGUCUUGCCGGUUUGUUUAUCGUUGGCUAUAACGAACAUGGAUUUAUGUUGAGCAACGGGGCCAGCGUUUAUGGACCAAUGGCCUCCUUUCCACAAAACGCAUUUUCUUGGAAUAUCAAUUCAGCCAAAGACAUCAACGAGGACUCACUCUCCUUGUUUAGAAUUCUAUGCCCAGAAAUCGAGGUCCUUGUUAUCGGCAAAGGCGGAGCAAAUGAACAAAUCGACCACAGAGGGGUUCUUGAUCUCUGCUGGAAACACAAACUCGGUGCUGAAAUUCUGCCUACUCCAAUCGCCAUCGGAAUCUUCAACUUUCUCAAUUCAGAAGGACGCUACGUUGCAGCAGCCUUGAUUCCCCCAAUUAGCCCUGAUUUGUAUGAUGUUGACCAACGUCGUCUAAAACAGCUGGAAGCUUCCCGAGACCUUCAACUUUCCAUUGAAAAUAAACCCAAGAUCAAGAAGCUCCCACAACUGAAAUUCCCACGUCUUUUGAAACCAUCCCCUGAAAGCACUGAUCGUAAGGAUAAGUAG
Molecule: messenger RNA, 708 nt
Organism: Mesocestoides corti
Lineage: Eukaryota; Metazoa; Platyhelminthes; Cestoda; Cyclophyllidea; Mesocestoididae
Source: the annotation of a GenBank genome assembly